AUGUGCCUGCGCUGUACAGGGGACGAAACUACCCAAGUCAACCCCGAAGGACCACGACGGGCUCGUCCUUCGGAAGUCACUGAAGGGCAGUCCAUGCGUAAACGUGUUGAGAAUAUGAAAAACCUAAAGAAACAGAAGAGGAAAUUUAGUAAACGGUUUGCAAAACCUGCUCCUAUUCCAGAACCAGGACUCCUAUGGACAUAA
Messenger RNA from Hipposideros armiger (great roundleaf bat), 204 nucleotides. It is a transcript of the gene CCDC179, whose product is annotated as coiled-coil domain containing 179. The coding region runs from base 1 to 204 and encodes 67 amino acids. NCBI's taxonomy places the organism in Eukaryota, Metazoa, Chordata, Mammalia, Chiroptera, Hipposideridae. The transcript has 4 exons. The record is from RefSeq and is a predicted model, not a curated record.